AUGAAGUUUUCAACAGUGUCAUCGCACGCCCUGUGCGGUGCUGUCGCGUCUGCGCUCACGCUGCCCCAGACCAGCCCCAACAAGCGUGGACUCGACGCUGAUCCCCUCGACCUGGACCAGUUUGGAUGGUUCGAGACCUUGUCGCUCGAGGAUGCCAAGUCCGGCAUCGUCAAGUCACACAAUGGCAGUCUCUCCAAGAUUGUUGGCGAGAUCGCAGAUGACUUCUCGGGUGUGGCCGAUGCCAUUGCCAAUGCUCUGAGCAUAGCACCCAGCAAGGGCUCCAGCGAAGACUCUGAGACCACCGAAUCCUUCUCCAAGGUCAACACUGUCCAGGCCGCCUCGGCAUCGUGUCCCAACCCCAACAUCCGCUUCGAGUGGAGGAACUACUCGGACACGGACAGACACGCCUUUGUCAAUGCCGUCAGCUGUCUGAUGAACGCCCCGGCCUCGGGCAACUACCCCCCGGCCCAGAACCGAUGGGAGGAUAUCGUCCGCGUGCACCAGGCCAUGACCAGCACCAUUCACGGAAACAACAUCUUCCUCUUCUGGCACCGCUACUACGUGUGGGUCCUGGAGCAGAUCAUGAGGGACGAGUGUGGCUUUGACCGGGCCUUCCCGUGGUGGGAUGAGACCCUUGACGCCGGUAACUUUGCCGGCUCCUCCAUCUUCACGGCCGACUUCUUCGGAAGCCUGCCGGGAGCUACCAAUGGCCAGGGUACCUGCAUUACCGAUGGUGCCUUUGCCAACCACAUCUGCCACAUUGGGCCCGGCACGGGCAACACGGACCACUGCCUGUCGCGGGCCGUGGACGAGUCCCUGACGGCACAGUCCAACGCCGACUUUGUCAACACGUGCAACUCGCGCACAGCGUACCCGGACAUGGAGAACUGCGCCGAGCUGGGCCCGCACGCCUACGGCCACAACGGCAUCGGCUCCGUCAUGGCCGACGUGUCGUCGUCGCCCUCGGACCCCGUCUUCUUCAUGCACCACCUGUUUGUCGACCGCAACUUUUGGCUCUGGCAGAACGGCGACGCCAGCCGCAAGACGUCCAUCACGGGCUGCAUCGACAGCAACUCGCCCUGCACCCCGCUCACCCUCGACACCGUUAUCAGCGUCCAGGGUCUCCGUCCCGACGUCACGGUCCGCGACAUUAUUGACACCGAAAACGGUGCCAUCUGCUACCUAUACACCUACUGA
Pestalotiopsis fici W106-1 is the source of this 1197-nucleotide messenger RNA. RefSeq lists its product as uncharacterized. The transcript has 2 exons. Bases 1 to 1197 code for a protein of 398 amino acids. Lineage: Eukaryota; Fungi; Ascomycota; Sordariomycetes; Amphisphaeriales; Sporocadaceae. Gene Ontology annotation, molecular function: oxidoreductase activity. The record is from RefSeq and is a predicted model, not a curated record.